Molecule: messenger RNA, 1314 nt
Organism: Mangifera indica (mango)
Lineage: Eukaryota; Viridiplantae; Streptophyta; Magnoliopsida; Sapindales; Anacardiaceae
Product: clathrin light chain 3-like
Biological process (GO): clathrin coat assembly; intracellular protein transport; clathrin-dependent endocytosis
Cellular component (GO): clathrin coat of trans-Golgi network vesicle; clathrin coat of coated pit; plasma membrane
Molecular function (GO): clathrin heavy chain binding; structural molecule activity
Source: RefSeq, a predicted model, not a curated record
UUGCAUUGCACCACACUAAAAAUUUUUUUCAAGGACAGCGAGUAAUUUAGUCUUCAAUCUUCACCGAAACAUUUGACGGAGAGAUCGUCAGGGGUCACAGUCCGAAUCAUGUCAUCGUUUACCGGCUCAUUCGGUGACGAGUCACGACUCAGCGGAUCGACUCGGCCCUUCGAUGACGACGGCUACGAUCCUCGUCUUUCUGCGCAGCGAUUUGACGCAUCUUUCUCCAACUUCGACGUCGACACCAUAAAGGAAUCGGCCGGUGACUCGUCGCCUAUAUUCCCUAGCCAGUCGUAUGGCAUCGGAGAUGAAAUCUUCUCAUCGAAUCCGGUGCCGGAUACUCCAUCGCCGCCGUCUAUAUACUCUGCCGGUGGCGGAUUCACAACUUUCUCGCCGGAGCAAAACGGUAAGAGUUUUCAUGGAGGUCUAGUUGGACUGGACGAUUCGAUCUUACCACCGCCGGCCGAGAUGCCGCCGGAGGAAGGCUUUGCUCUCAGAGAGUGGCGUAGACAGAAUGCUAUUAGACUUGAGGAGAAGGAGAAGAAGGAGAAAGAGAUGCUACAAGAAAUUAUUGAGGAAGCAGAGCAGUACAAAGUUGAGUUCUAUAAGAAGCGUGCCCUUGCAAUUGAGAAAAACAAAGUUAACAGGGAGAAGGAGAAGCUGUUUUUGGCAAAUCGGGAGAAGUUUCAUUCUGAGGCUACAAAGACCUGCUGGAAGGCAAUUGCUGAACUGAUUCCCUACGAGGUGCCAGCCAUAGAGAAAAGGGGGAAGAAAGAUCAGGACAAGAAGAAGCCUUCCAUUGUUGUGAUUCAGGGACCUAAGCCUGGAAAGCCAACGGAACUCUCUAGGAUGCGACAAAUACUUGUGAAGCUCAAGCACAAUCCUCCGACUCACAUGAAGCCCAAACCACCACCACCACCGCCUUCAGAACCUAAAAAGGAUGCUAAAACAGGUAGCCCUCCUCCUCCUACUGCUGCUCCCUCUAAGCCCACUGCUACUCCUGCGGCUGUAGCUGCAGCUUGAUGGAUACCACACUGCCAGUUGAAUCUGCUGUUAUGAAAAGUAAUAUCCAGAGAUGUUUAUUUGUAUGAUAUUACACACUAUUGGUGUCUUAAGUCAGUCUUUAUGAUGUGCUUGUUGAGGCAUGUGGCAUUUUUCUUGUAGAAAGAUUUGUUAUUUUUCCUGUAUCAAUUUUGCUGAAGUUUGGGUGUGCUUUUGUGUAGCCAACUUGUUAUUUGAUCUUUACAUCUCUGCCUUUCAAGGAAACAAAUGUCAUCUGCAAUUAAGUAAUUAGAUUGGAUGAUUGAUUUGCAA